AUGGACACGCGUGCCUCCGCCUUGGCCGCCGCCGGCGGCGCGGCGCUCGGCGGCCUCGCGGUCUACGUCCUGUCGCGGCGGCGCGACGACGGCCCGCCCCCGGCGCCGGCGCCGCGCCAGACCUUCCGCCACUUCCCCGUGCGCGGCCCGCUCCAGCGGUCCUACUCCCUCGCGGCGACGAGCCUCGGCGAGGACGCGACGGUGCGCGUCGUCUGCUACGGCGACAGCAACACCUGGGGCUUCGACGCCUUCUCGCCCGCCGCGGCGCGCGAGGGCGUGCUCUGCCGCUUCUGCGAGGGCGGCCGGUGGCCGCGCGUCGCCGAGAAGCUGCUGGGCCCCGGCUACGCGGUCGUCGAGGAGGGCCUCAACGGGCGGACGACGGUGCACCCGGACCCGCUCAUGGGCGACUACGACGCCAACGGCCGCGCGACGCUCGCGGCGAUCCUCCACUCGCACAAGCCCUUCGACGUCGUCGUGCUCAUGCUCGGCACGAACGACCUGAAGACGCACCUGGCCCUGACGCCGGAGCAGAUCGCCAAGGGCGCGUCGACGCUCGUCGUCAAGAUGGGCGUCACGCGCAGCGCCGAGCGGCCCAAGGUGCUCCUCGUCGCGCCGCCCAAGGUCUGGGACAAGCCCGAGUGGGGCUUCGCGGGCGCGCGGUCGCGGAGCGACGCGUGCCGCGCGUGCUACGCGGCCGAGGCCGAGGCCCACGGCUGCGCGUUCCUCGACGCCAACGACGUCUUCGCCAUCCCCGACCCGGCCAAAGAGGGCGGCGACGGCAUCCACCUGUCGCCCGCGAACGCCAAAGCGCUCGGCGCGGCCGUCGCCGCGAAGAUCGAGUCCAUGAUGGCCUAA
This is a messenger RNA of Aureococcus anophagefferens, 855 nucleotides long. RefSeq lists its product as hypothetical. Lineage: Eukaryota; Pelagophyceae; Pelagomonadales; Pelagomonadaceae. Bases 1 to 855 code for a protein of 284 amino acids. The transcript has a single exon. The record is from RefSeq and is a predicted model, not a curated record.